GAGAUACGUACGGCGCCCCGCCUGUCGCCGCUGGAGUAUGCGGAGGUGAAGCAGAGGCUCACCCAGGUGCCACGCCACGUGCCGGGUCCGGGGCUCUUGUUCAUGAAGGAAUACGAGGACCUCGUGCGGGCCUGGGACAAGCAGCAGUUGCAGCAAAUCAACUACCACCGCCUCGUGGACCGCCAGACAGGGGAGGAGCGCAUCGUCCGCGGGCCCCAAAUGUACGUGCCCGAGCCCACGGAGGACAUCGUGGAGAAGCAGGAGGCGCUCAUGAUCAGCGCCUUUGAGGCAAUCAUUGUGGAGAACAAGGGCACCGGCCUGAAACGCCUGGUGAGCCAGCCCGGGCUUUGGUACCCUGAGCCCUACGAGGUCCUGGUGGAGUGGCGCACCGCCAAACUCAUCGAGGAGACGGACUACGCGGUGGUGAAGAACAUCCUGAACGGAUCGACCAGCGUGCGGCCGGGGCCCACUUUGUUGCAACUGGGCGCCUACGAGGUGCUGGUGAAGGAGGCGCCCAAGAUAGUGCUCCGCAAGGACGAGUUCCUGCGCCUUGUGGACCGCCGGUCUGGGGACGAGCGGAUGGUGCCGGGCCCCGCAGCGGUCGCCCCAGCACUGGAGGAAGACAUGCCUGACGGUGUGGGGAAAGCGGCGCUGCUGGAUGGGAACACGGCGGCGCUGAUCUUGGACAAGGCCAGGGCAUGGGCAGAAUUCGACUGCGAGACAUUUGGUAGGGGAUUUUUUGUUGGUGCCGAUCGGGACCCGACGGUCCUGGUCUACUGCGGCAAAGUGGGAGUGAAACCACCACUGAACGAAAAGUGAAUGGAGAAGUGGGUUUUUAGGUCGCCAC
Molecule: messenger RNA, 847 nt
Organism: Effrenium voratum
Lineage: Eukaryota; Dinophyceae; Suessiales; Symbiodiniaceae
Source: the annotation of a GenBank genome assembly